AUGAAGCUUCGUUGCGCGUUGGUGGGUUUCAAAGACAAAGCUUUUGCCAUUAAUACCGAAAGAUGUGAGGUGGUAGCUGAAUUGAUCAGGCUAGUCCGGGACGCGAAUCCAACAACGCUCAGGUCGGUUGACUCAAUGCGGAUCGAUUUGUUCAGCACAAAACAGGGAGACAAGUGGCUGCCGACUGACAGCGCGGGCGUGCGGGCGUUGGAAAGU
Molecule: messenger RNA, 216 nt
Organism: Phytophthora sojae
Lineage: Eukaryota; Oomycota; Peronosporomycetes; Peronosporales; Peronosporaceae
Exons: 1
Source: RefSeq, a predicted model, not a curated record